This is a messenger RNA of Colletotrichum graminicola M1.001, 2184 nucleotides long. RefSeq names its product LAS seventeen-binding protein. The transcript is spliced from 2 exons. Lineage: Eukaryota; Fungi; Ascomycota; Sordariomycetes; Glomerellales; Glomerellaceae. The record is from RefSeq and is a predicted model, not a curated record. Gene Ontology annotation, molecular function: phosphatidylinositol binding. The coding region runs from base 1 to 2184 and encodes 727 amino acids.
AUGCAACGGGUUUCCAGCUUUCUCCCCUCCUGGGACGCCAGGAGGAGAAGUAACGCCAGCACGACGAGCAACGGCCGAGCCAGCAUCGCUACCGCAAACGGCAUCCGAUCCCCUCUCGAGAAGGUCUUCCGCUGGUCUAACAAGCCCACCGCGCCCCUCACCACCGCCGCCCUCGCCUCGGCCGCCUCGCGUGUUGGCCGCGAGGCUUUCUGGCCCGCCACCCUCGAUGCCGAAUGCGAUCGUUCUGCUCGCAUAUUGAAGUCCUUUUGUUCCGACGGCUUUCUGGCACCACUGGAUAGCCUGCUAAACACGGAUGCUGACGCCAACGCCGAACCAAAAACCCCUGCUCGCGUUUUUAAAAAGAUACCUCCUCGCAUAAUACAGGAUGCCGCCGGCAUUGCCAUCUUCACAUGUAUGCGAUCUGGUCUGUGGAUGACAGGAUCCGGCGGCUCCGGCAUUCUCAUCGCCCGCAAAGCCGACGGCACCUGGUCACCACCCUCGGGCAUUCUCCUGCAUACGCCUUCACUAAGUUUUAUUAUGGGCGUAGAUAUUUAUGACUGUGUCCUGGUAAUCAACAACAUCGCCGCUCUCGAAUCACUAAUAACUAAACCCACCGUUACCCUGGGAGAGGACAUCAGUCUCACCACCGGACCAUUGGUGGCGCUGGAAUCAACAGAAGUCGACAGUAGAUGGAAGGACCUCGACAACACCGUUCUCACAUACAUGAAGGCGAGAGGACAAACCCAGAACGUCAACUUGAACGGCUGCAUCCUGACCGAGCGAGCAAACGAAAACGAGAGGUUCUACGGUACCAGCUUGUCGGCCAUGGACAUUGCCGCGGGAAACGUGUCGAGACACGUGGAGGAAACACGCCCACUAUUCGAGGUCAUCAAGGAAGCCGAGGGAAGGGUCGACGCCGACCAGGCCGUUCUGAAGAAGCUGUCGGCGCUACCGGCACCUGGCGAUGCAGUCAUUGAGACACCCAAAACCUCGCCGGCAUCGCCCAAGACUCCCUUCGGCAUUCCUCUAGCGGACGAUCCCGAUCCGUUCGGCGUUCUCGCUUUAGAAAUGGCGGGCUUGGAGAUCCGGGAGGCCGGUACACGCCUUCGGCCUACGAGCAGUCAGUUCGAGUUCCACCCUGCCCCCUCGAGCCCGGCCUUUUCAAGAUUCCGCCAGAGCAGUGAGACGUUCACGACCAAGAGCAACCGAGGCAGUCUCAUGUCAACCAAGACGAGCCGUACCAAAAUGUCCGAGGCAUGGACGCAAACAAACACGACCGACACGCCAGCCACGUCGCCGAGUCAAAGCCAGAACCAGAGCGAAGACGGUGCCUCCGUCAGCAGUCUUCCCGUUCUCAAGGAGCCGGAAGAGGUGGACUACACCAAGAUUGACUUCACUCCUCUGAGGCAGAUCAGCGGGAGAAAUUCCAUAGAAGGAACCGUCAUGGCAGGCCGCGACGAUCACCUGCGAGCCGACGUGAGCACCAUUGACGAUGCGACUACCAAGGCCUCGAGCGUUUACACCAAGGACGAUGCUAGCGUAAUCACCACCGACGAUGACAUCUACAUGGAGUCCCGGAAUGAGCAGCAAGACGGUGACGCCGACGAUGAGGAUGACGAUGAAGUUGACGAAGAUGACGAGGAGGAAGAACCCGUCAUCUUCGAGAUUGCCGCCGCGCAACCCGCCGCGCGCACAGCCGUCAUGGCCGCCCCUAUUCACGCCAAGGGCGCGCUGGUGACCAUCCCCAAGAGAAUCCCCCCGCCCCUUCCCCCGAAAAGCCCAAUGAGGAGCUCUCGCGCCAGUAAGAGUGACAUCGGAGACGUCAGUCAUCUUCAAAGCCCUCUUCAGUCCUCUUUCACUCCUUCUCCUAGACAGUCCAUCGACUCGUCCUCCAUUCGGAGCGGCUCGGACAGGAUCCCAUCGAUCACGGAGACGGUACCCGAUCUGUCCGACGAUGAGGAGUUGGAGAAGGCCAACUUCACACUCGGCGAGAAGACGCAGCAGGCAGAUGCGCCUGUUUCCAAGACAGCAACGGCUCACAAGUCGGAACAAGCGACGCCUUUUGCACCUGGAGCCUUCCCAGAUGAUGGAUAUUUCCUCACCCCUCUCGGCAGUCCGUUGAAAGAAGUCUCCAGCGUUGAGUCGAGGCAGCAUACCGCCCCGAAAGCAGCCGACGUCGCAUGA